Messenger RNA from Sphaerulina musiva SO2202, 2707 nucleotides. RefSeq names its product vacuolar ATP synthase 98 kDa subunit. Gene Ontology annotation, cellular component: fungal-type vacuole membrane; vacuolar proton-transporting V-type ATPase, V0 domain; vacuolar proton-transporting V-type ATPase complex. The record is from RefSeq and is a predicted model, not a curated record. Bases 72 to 2660 code for a protein of 862 amino acids. NCBI's taxonomy places the organism in Eukaryota, Fungi, Ascomycota, Dothideomycetes, Mycosphaerellales, Mycosphaerellaceae. Gene Ontology annotation, biological process: proton transmembrane transport; vacuolar acidification. Gene Ontology annotation, molecular function: ATPase binding; proton-transporting ATPase activity, rotational mechanism. The transcript is spliced from 2 exons.
ACCACCGAACCCUUCCAUCAUCAAAAUCCCGCCGCCACCUCUCCCGCCGCCCUCGGAGAGGACUCGUCAAGAUGGCGGGCAAACAGGAAUCCCUCUUCCGCUCGCAGGAGAUGACGCUGACGCAGCUCUAUGUGGCCAACGAGAUUGGGCGCGAGGUUGUGUCAGCGUUGGGAGAGCUGGGCGUGAUGCAGUUCCGCGAUCUCAACCCCGAAACGACCGCCUUUCAGCGCACCUUCACGCAGGAGAUCCGCCGGCUGGACAAUGUUGAACGACAACUCACCUACUUCCGCUCGCAGAUUGAAAAGAACGGAAUCGAGAUGCGCUCCAUCUACGAGUUCAGCAACACCUUCGCCGCGCCAUCGGCCGCCGAAAUCGACGAACUGGCAGACCGCAGCCAGAGCUUGGAGCAGCGCAUACAGAGCUUGAACGAGAGCUAUGAGACUUUGAAGAAGCGAGAAAGCGAGCUUACCGAGUGGCGUUGGGUAUUGCGUGAGGCUGGCGGCUUCUUCGAUCGCGCUCGUGGACAGACCCAGGAGAUUCGACAGUCCAUUGACUCCUCCGAUGACUCCCCGUUGCUGUCGGAUGUUGAAAACGCCAAUGGAAAUGCCGAAGGCGGCCAGCAGAGCUUCAGCGUGAUGAAUAUUGGCUUCGUGGCUGGUGUGAUCCCUCGCGAGCGCAUGGGCGCCUUUGAGCGUAUACUCUGGCGUACCCUGCGUGGCAAUCUUUAUAUGAACCAGUCGGAGAUUCCAGAUGCUAUAUUGGACCCAGAGAAGAACGAAGAGGUGCACAAGAACGUGUUCGUCAUCUUUGCGCAUGGCAAGGAGAUUAUCGCGAAGAUCAGGAAGAUCUCUGAGAGCUUGGGUGCUGAUAUCUACAAUGUGGACGAGAACAGCGAACUGCGCCGAGACCAGAUUCACGAGGUCAACAGCCGUCUUCAGGAUCUUGGAAACGUUCUGGGAAACACAAAGAGGACUCUUGAUGCUGAACUCACGCAAAUCGGGCGCUCCCUGGCUGCCUGGAUGAUCGUCAUCAAAAAGGAAAAGAGCGUCUACCAGACCUUGAACACCUUCUCCUACGAUCCGGCACGCAAAACAUUGGUCGCGGAGGCAUGGGCCCCAACAUCAAAUCUAGGUUUGAUCAAGUCCACACUGCAGGACGUCAACGAUCGUGCCGGUCACUCAGUGCCCACCAUCGUCAACCAGAUCAGGACCUCCAAGACACCUCCAACCUACAACAAGACCAACAAAUUCACCCUCGGUUUCCAAACUAUCAUCGAUGCCUACGGUACUGCGAAGUACACCGAAGUCAACCCUGGUCUUCCGACUAUCGUCACGUUCCCCUUCCUGUUCGCUGUCAUGUUCGGAGAUUUUGGACAUGGAGCUAUCAUGACCCUUGCCGCCGUCGCCAUGAUCUACUUCGAGAAGCCGCUUCAGCGCGGCAAACAAGACGAGUUGUUCGGCAUGGCUUUCUAUGGACGAUACAUCAUGCUCAUGAUGGGAAUUUUUUCUAUGUAUACUGGACUGAUUUACUGCGAUGCUUUCUCCAAGGAAAUCCCUAUCUUCAAGAGUAUGUGGGAGUGGGACUUCCCGGACAACUACAAUUCCACCAAGGGUGGGACUGUUAAGGCACACCGUGUCGAGGGCUAUACCUACCCAUUCGGCCUCGACUGGAGGUGGCACGAUACAGACAAUGACCUUCUUUUCAGCAAUAGCUACAAGAUGAAACUGUCUAUCAUCAUGGGCUGGGCGCAUAUGACAUACUCCCUGUGCCUGUCUUACGUCAAUGCGCGCCACUUCAAGACGCCCAUCGAUAUUUGGGGCAACUUCAUUCCUGGUAUGAUAUUCUUCCAAGGCAUCUUUGGAUAUUUGGUUCUCACCAUUGUCUGGAAAUGGGUGGUUGACUGGUACGCCAUUGGUCAACAACCGCCAAACUUGCUAAACAUGCUUAUCUACAUGUUCUUGUCGCCUGGCACCGUUGAGGAGCAGCUCUACUCCGGACAAGGUGGGGUCCAGGUCGUGCUGGUACUGCUUGCUGUUGCCAUGGUGCCGAUCAUGCUGUUCUUGAAGCCUUUCUACCUCCGCUACGAGCACAACAAGGCUCGUGCUCAGGGCUAUCGUGGCAUCGGCGAGUCCACGGCAAUCAGCGCUCUUGACGAUCAAGACGAGUCCGGUUACGCGAACGGUGAUGCUGCGCGUCCCAGCUUCGCAGAGAGUGAUCUCGACGGUGCCGUCAUUACUCAAGAUAUCGGCCAUGGCGAAGGCCACGAAGAGUUCGAGUUCAGCGAAGUCAUGAUUCACCAGGUCAUCCACACAAUCGAGUUCUGCUUGAACUGUGUCUCGCAUACAGCCUCCUACCUUCGACUCUGGGCUCUGUCACUUGCUCACCAGCAGCUGUCCAUUGUAUUAUGGUCCAUGACGAUGAAGAAUGCAUUUGGCUUCACGGGAGCUGUGGGCGUGAUUGUCAUCUUCGUAGCAUUCGUCUUUUGGUUUGCGCUCACUAUUGCGGUCCUGGUUGUCAUGGAGGGAACCAGUGCCAUGUUGCACUCCCUUCGAUUGCAUUGGGUCGAAGCCAUGAGCAAACAUUUCAUUGGGGAGGGGAUAGCGUUUGAGCCUUUCAGUUUCAAGGCGAUGCUGGAUGAGGAAUUGACAGAACUGAAGUAAUGUUACAGUGCUUAGUUAGUGAGCUUAGUUUUGUACAUCUACCACUG